AUGGCCGACGCGAAGGGCGUGAACGUCAACCGGACGGCGGGCCUGCUGGGCCUGUUCUCCGCCUUCCUGCUGGUGGAGGGGGUCAUACGUGUGGCGCUCGUCCUGGCUCUGAACCACGAUUCCGACGAAGACCCCAACGCGGAUUGGGACGGCAUGGGUGGGGACACGUUUCCGGAGUGGCUGCGCUUCGUGGGGGCCCUGCUGGAGGUGGCGGCGGGCGUGGCGGGCCUGGGCCUGGCGCUGGGCGUCAUGGCCUUCGACUACCACAGCGCGGCAAUCACGGGGGCCGGCGUCAUGCUGAUGCUGUCGCUGUGGUUCACCUUUGUGGUGUUCGUCUUCGCGCAGCCCGCCUUCGACGCCAGCAAGCUCGACGCCUCCAGGCACGACGACCUCACGCUGGGCCAGUGGCGGGGCGUCGUGACCCUGGGGAUCAUCGGCUCCGCGGGCUACUGCGGCGCGCUGCAGGGCGGCCAGGUUUUCUUCGCCUGGCAGUUGUGGCGCAUUGGCGCGGGCGACGCCUCCCAGUACACCAAGCCGUACUACGCCGCGCGCCUGGUCUACUACUCCACCCUAGCGCUGCUGGCCGGCGUCUCCCAGCUGGCGAUCGGGAUCUUCAUCAGGGACGAGGUGGGCGAGGGGCGGCUUGAGGGCCCCCAGCGCGUGGGCGCCCCGCCCUACUUCAUCGCCUACCCAGAGCUCAACAUCGCCGCGGGCCUGCUGGUGACCUUCGCGUCGCUGGCGGGCUACGUGCGUGCGGUGGCGCAGCGCCCCAGCGGGCGGCUGGUGUUCGCGUGGCUGUGGGCGUGCACGUGGAUGGUCCAGGUCCUGUUCAUGGCCGUAACGCAGCUGGGCCUGUGGUCCACGGGCACCCCGCUGGAGCGCACCCAGCGCGUGUUCGUGUCCGGCAUGCUCGUGGGGCUGACGCUGUCGGUGUCCAUCCUGCCGCCGUACAUGGACGCCAUGAUGCACAGCCCAGACGCCGGCGCCAGCCCGGGAGGGGACUCGAAGAUGAGCCUGAUGCCGAGCGGGGGUGCGUGA
Molecule: messenger RNA, 1038 nt
Organism: Ostreobium quekettii
Lineage: Eukaryota; Viridiplantae; Chlorophyta; Ulvophyceae; Bryopsidales; Ostreobiaceae
Source: the annotation of a GenBank genome assembly